Molecule: messenger RNA, 1015 nt
Organism: Phoenix dactylifera (date palm)
Lineage: Eukaryota; Viridiplantae; Streptophyta; Magnoliopsida; Arecales; Arecaceae
Source: RefSeq, a predicted model, not a curated record
ACCCCUCUUCACCUCCUCCUUUCCCUUGUUAUAUCACUCCACCCCCCAAACUGCCCCCCACUCUCUCUCUCUCUCUCUCUCGGAAGCUCCAUAACCACAGAGCCACCACCAACAAGAAUGGCGGACCGUCAGCCCGGCGCAGGCCCACGAGCCCAACGGCCCGCCUCCGGCCAAGUCCUCCUCCGCCGGCUCCAAGACCGCGCCCCCACCUCCACCCAGGUCGUCGGAUUCUUGACGCUCGUCAUCUCCGGAGGCAUCCUUCUCCUCCUAACCGGGCUGACGCUCACUGGCACGGUCGCGGCCCUCGUCUUCUUCGGCCCAAUUAUCCUGCUCACCAGCCCGAUAUGGUUCCCGGUCGCCGCCGUCAUCUUCAUCUCGAUCGCCGGGUUCCUGUCGUUCUGCGGGUUCGGCGUGGCGGCCGUGGCUGGCGCGACGUGGCUGUACCGCUAUUUCAGCGGCCGCCACCCGGUGGGGAGCGACCGGGUCGACUCUGCGCGGAGCCGGAUCGCCGACACGGCGAGCCAUAUGAAGGACUAUGCCCGGGAGUAUGGUGGCUAUCUUCACAGCCGGAUGAAGGAUGCCGCGCCGGGAGCUUGAGCUCAGAUCUUUUAAUGGGGUUCAGCGGUUUUGUUGGAGUUCUUGCCGUUGAGUUACUACUGUUUUACUGCCGCUUGCGGACGUUCUGUUUGGUUUGCUUUCUUAUGCGUGCCAUGAGUUAGUGUUAAGAGGACUGAUUUUAGUCAUAUGGGCUUUGGUGAUGAAAGGUUUACUAGGGUUGGGGCUGGCGAAUGGUGAUGAUAUGGGCUUUGAUGGAGAUCAAACGCUGCAGUUUUGGUAUGAUUUUUAGACAAUUUUAUGUUUGCGUGAAUGGUUUUAGGUAUAUUGCACCCAAUCUAUCUAGCGUGUGUGUGUGUGUGUAUAUAUAUAUAUGAGAUGAAAUGGAUCUACAAUGAAGUAUGAUGCGGAGUCUCUGUAAUUGGUUAAUGAUCUAAGAUUUGGAUCCAGCAGGUUUGCA